This is a messenger RNA of Phalacrocorax carbo (great cormorant), 1014 nucleotides long. The record is from RefSeq and is a predicted model, not a curated record. Lineage: Eukaryota; Metazoa; Chordata; Aves; Suliformes; Phalacrocoracidae.
CAAGGUGGCUGCGGAGCUCGGCGCCGGCCGCGCGGCGGGAGGGCGGGCGGGCGGGGGCGGCGGCGGCGCGGCGGGACCGGACCGGACCUUCCCCUCGGCGCUGGCACCAUGAUGGUGGGCAGGACCAGCGCCAUCGCGGCGGGCCUUUGCGGCGCCCUCUUCAUCGGUUACUGCAUCUACUUCGACCGCAAGAGACGGAGCGACCCGAAUUUCAAGAACCGGCUGCGGGAGCGAAGGAAGAAACAGAAGCUUGCCAAAGAGAGAGCAGGGCUUUCCAAGUUGCCUGAUCUGAAAGAUGCUGAAGCAGUUCAGAAAUUUUUCCUUGAGGAGAUUCAGCUUGGCGAGGAACUACUAGCUCAAGGUGAAUAUGAGAAAGGUGUUGAUCACUUGACCAAUGCCAUUGCUGUGUGUGGACAGCCGCAGCAGCUACUACAAGUUCUACAGCAGACUCUUCCACCACCGGUGUUUCAAAUGCUUCUAACUAAGCUCCCUACAAUAAGCCAGAGAAUUGUAAGUGCACAGUGCUUGGCUGAAGAUGAUGUUGAAUGAGGUCACACCACAACAGGGGGAAAAAAUGUUUUCUUACCCCAGAAGAUGAGCAUCAGUAGGGGGAUAAAGGGGCAAACAUAGUAGUUAAUGGACUGUGUACCACAUCGGGUUCUACCAGAGUUAAAAUUAACUUUGUGUAGGUGGGUUUCACAGGAUUUUAUUUAUUAUCCCAGUGAAAAGUGUAUUUUGAUAAGAAUUCAUUUUAUAAAUACACUGUGGUGAGUUAUCAAAGUAUCACUAACUUCAUUAUUAUUAAAAUAUGCAGUUGUAAUGUUGUACAUAUAAAGACAUAAAACUACGACCUAUUAGAAACCCAAUGCUCAUUUUUGAAAAAACGAAGUUAUGGCAAUAAAGAUUUAUCUGCACUUGUGUGUCCCUAUAGUACUACUUUAAAUUUCAGAACGUUUGGAUGUCAGAGCAAUUGAUCUAAAAAUGACUUAACAUUAAAAUUUAUUUUUAAUGUUA